AUUAAAAGUGUCGGCGGGGCGGGACGAAGGGGUCGACCACUGAGGAGUAAUAAUUGUCUUAUGAGGGGUUUGCGCUAGCUCCCAGGCUUGCUGAGGAGCCUCUCCCCUCUUUGACUGCAAGAGGCACCAUGGGAGCCAAGGGACUGGCCCAGAAUGCAAAAAAUGAGAUCUGAUUAGCUCGAGGGGGCGGGGCAAGGAAAAGUUGCCAUGGAAAGGUAGACCCGCACAACUUUGCGAGUGGAGCCGGAGGUCAGAAGGAGUCAUGGAGUUGCAUACUCGCUUCCAAGAAGUAGAGAAUGCUAUUUAUUACCCGGGGAGAGAGCGUGCCCCCCACCCCCUCACUCCACAUAUUCCUGUAUCUAUCCUAGAUUCUACAUACCACCAUCGGAAACCACCUGACCAAUCCUCACAAUGUUCAAGGCCACCGUCCUGUCUCUCGUUGCUCUCCCUGCUCUGGUCCUCGCGGACGGCUUCCACCCUUUCGGCACUUACGCAGGAUGUGUCAAGACCAGUAGCUUGCCGUCUGACAGGCAGCUCUUCGUUCCCAGUGGCUUGUUGGAGCCCUCACCUAAUCCCGGCAAGGUUAUCAGCCCAUACUGGUGCUCGGCCUACUGCCGAGUCUACGAUUUCAAGGAGUACUCCUACUUCUCUUACUUUGGUAACAAGUGCUACUGCUCUUCCACUGGUCAACCCGCCUCUCAGUUGAUUACCGCUACCACCGCCAAAGGUUACUGUCACGAUUCAGACUUCAACUUCGACCUCACUACGACGCCGUACGAGUUCUCCGAUUGCUUCUCAGGAUAUAAAGUCUCAGGAGGUCAAGCUACCACUUCCACGCAGAGCGGUAUCGGCGCCUGCUUGACUGCAUGCAAUAUGCCAAGCGUCGCUUUCCAACCCUCUACCGGAAAAUGUAUCUGCCCUUCCCUUGGUCAGACAGUCGCUGGAUCAGGCACCAAGAUCUGCACCGCUUCUACCAUCUACUUGUACACCAACACACUCACUGACACCCUCGGCGGUAUAGUCAGCAGUUUGUAA
Kockovaella imperatae is the source of this 1035-nucleotide messenger RNA. RefSeq lists its product as hypothetical. The transcript has 5 exons. The coding region runs from base 412 to 1035 and encodes 207 amino acids. The record is from RefSeq and is a predicted model, not a curated record. NCBI's taxonomy places the organism in Eukaryota, Fungi, Basidiomycota, Tremellomycetes, Tremellales, Cuniculitremaceae.